Messenger RNA from Chrysochloris asiatica (Cape golden mole), 3243 nucleotides. RefSeq names its product CSE1 chromosome segregation 1-like (yeast) (gene CSE1L). The record is from RefSeq and is a predicted model, not a curated record. Lineage: Eukaryota; Metazoa; Chordata; Mammalia; Afrosoricida; Chrysochloridae. Gene Ontology annotation, cellular component: cytosol; nuclear envelope. The transcript has 25 exons. Bases 134 to 3049 code for a protein of 971 amino acids. Gene Ontology annotation, biological process: protein export from nucleus; protein import into nucleus. Gene Ontology annotation, molecular function: nuclear export signal receptor activity; small GTPase binding.
CAGCAUCGCUGCCGCGCCAUUUUGCCGGGGUUUGAAUGUGAGGCGGAGCGGCAGACUAAGCGGUUAGUAUUGGCUACAGUCCGUGAUUGCAACUCCCUUCUCAGUGCCCGUCUCUCCAUGAGGUUCUGUAGCAAUGGAGCUCAGUGAUGCAAACUUGCAAACACUGACAGAAUAUUUAAAGAAAACCCUUGAUCCUGAUCCUGCCAUCAGACGUCCAGCUGAGAAGUUUCUUGAAUCUGUAGAAGGAAACCAGAAUUAUCCACUGUUGCUAUUAACAUUAUUGGAAAAGUCUCAAGAUAAUGUCAUCAAAGUGUGUGCUUCAGUAACAUUCAAGAACUAUAUUAAAAGGAACUGGAGAAUUGUUGAAGAUGAACCAAACAAAAUUUGUGAAGCUGAUCGAGUAGCUAUUAAAGGCAACAUAGUGCACUUGAUGCUGAGCAGCCCAGAACAGAUGCAGAAGCAGCUAAGUGAUGCCAUAAGCAUUAUUGGCAGAGAAGAUUUCCCUCAGAAAUGGCCUGACCUGUUAACAGAGAUGGUGAAUCGCUUUCAGACUGGAGAUUUUCAUGUUAUCAAUGGGGUCCUUCGUACUGCACAUUCAUUAUUUAAAAGAUACCGCCAUGAAUUUAAGUCAAAUGAGUUAUGGACAGAGAUCAAGCUUGUUCUGGAUGCCUUUGCCUUGCCUUUAACUAAUCUAUUUAAGGCUACUAUUGAACUCUGCAGUACCCAUGCAAAUGAUGUCUCUGCCCUGAGAAUUCUUUUUUCUUCCCUGAUUCUGAUCUCAAAACUAUUCUAUAGUUUAAACUUUCAGGAUCUUCCUGAAUUUUUUGAAGAUAAUAUGGAAACUUGGAUGAACAACUUUCAUACCCUCUUGACAUUAGAUAAUAAACUUUUACAAACAGAUGAUGAAGAGGAAGCAGGUUUAUUGGAGCUUUUAAAAUCUCAGAUUUGUGAUAACGCUGCACUCUAUGCACAGAAGUAUGAUGAAGAAUUUCAGCGGUACUUGCCUCGUUUCGUCACAGCUAUCUGGAAUUUACUAGUUACAACAGGCCAGGAGGUUAAAUAUGAUUUGUUGGUAAGUAAUGCUAUCCAAUUUCUGGCGUCAGUUUGUGAGAGACCACAUUAUAAGAAUCUGUUUGAGGACCAGAACACGCUGACAAGUAUCUGUGAAAAGGUUAUUGUGCCUAACAUGGAAUUUAGAGCUGCUGAUGAGGAAGCGUUUGAAGAUAAUUCUGAGGAAUAUAUCAGAAGAGAUUUGGAAGGAUCUGAUAUUGAUACUAGACGCAGGGCUGCUUGUGAUCUUGUACGAGGAUUGUGCAAGUUUUUUGAGGGACCCGUCACUGGAAUCUUCUCCGGUUAUGUUAAUUCCAUGCUGCAGGAAUAUGCAAAAAAUCCAUCUGUGAACUGGAAGCACAAAGAUGCAGCCAUUUACCUGGUGACAUCUUUAGCAUCAAAAGCCCAAACACAGAAGCAUGGGAUUACGCAAGCAAAUGAACUUGUAAACCUAACUGAGUUCUUCGUGAAUCACAUUCUCCCUGAUUUAAAAUCAGCUAAUGUGAAUGAAUUUCCUGUGCUUAAAGCUGAUGGCAUCAAAUAUAUUAUGAUUUUUAGAAACCAAGUACCAAAAGAGCAUAUUUUGGUCUCUAUCCCUCUUUUGAUAAAUCAUCUUCAAGCUGAAAGUGUGGUUGUUCACACGUACGCAGCUCAUGCUCUGGAACGGCUCUUCACUAUGCGAGGCCCUAACAACGCCGCUCUCUUUACAGCUGCAGAAAUUGCACCGUUUGUUGAGAUUCUGCUAACAAACCUUUUCAAAGCUCUCACACUUCCUGGCUCUUCAGAAAAUGAAUAUAUUAUGAAAGCUAUCAUGAGGAGUUUCUCCCUCCUUCAGGAAGCCAUAAUCCCCUACAUCCCAACGAUCAUCACUCAGCUAACCCAGAAGCUGUUAGCUGUUAGUAAGAAUCCAAGCAAACCUCACUUUAAUCACUACAUGUUCGAAGCAAUAUGUUUAUCCAUAAGAAUAACUUGUAAAGCUAACCCUGCUGCUGUUGUCAAUUUUGAGGAGGCUUUGUUUUUGGUGUUCACUGAAAUUUUACAAAAUGAUGUACAAGAAUUUAUUCCCUAUGUCUUUCAAGUGAUGUCAUUGCUUCUGGAAACACAUAAAAAUGACAUCCCAUCAUCCUACAUGGCCUUAUUUCCUCACCUCCUUCAGCCGGUGCUUUGGGAAAGAACAGGGAACAUCCCUGCACUGGUCAGACUUCUCCAGGCCUUCCUAGAGCGUGGCUCAAACACCAUAGCAAGUGCUGCAGCCGACAAAAUUCCUGGGUUAUUAGGUGUCUUCCAGAAGCUGAUUGCAUCAAAAGCAAAUGACCACCAAGGUUUUUAUCUUCUAAACAGUAUAAUAGAGCACAUGCCUCCUGAGUCAGUUGACCAAUACAGGAAGCAAAUAUUUAUUCUGCUAUUCCAAAGACUUCAGAAUUCCAAAACAACAAAGUUUAUCAAGAGUUUCUUAGUGUUUAUUAAUUUGUAUUGCAUCAAAUAUGGAGCAUUAGCGUUACAGGAAAUAUUUGAUGGUAUACAACCAAAAAUGUUUGGAAUGGUUUUGGAGAAAAUCAUUAUUCCUGAAAUUCAGAAGGUGUCUGGAAAUGUAGAGAAAAAGAUCUGUGCUGUUGGCAUAACCAAAUUGCUGACAGAAUGUCCCCCACUGAUGGACGCUGAGUAUACUAAGCUAUGGACUCCUUUAUUACAAUCACUGAUUGGUCUAUUUGAGUUACCUGAAGAUGCCACUACUCCUGACGAGGAGCAUUUCAUUGACAUUGAAGAUACUCCAGGCUACCAGACAGCCUUCUCACAGUUGGCGUUUGCUGGGAAGAAAGAGCAUGAUCCUGUAGGUCAAAUGGUGCACAACCCCAAAAUCCACCUGGCCCAGUCACUUCAUAAGUUGUCUACUGCCUGUCCUGGAAGGGUCCCAUCGAUGGUGAGCACCAGCCUCAACGCAGAAGCUCUUCAGUAUCUUCAAGGAUACCUUCAGGCAGCCAGUGUGACACUUCUCUGAACUGCAUUUUUCUAACAGGCUACCAUGCCCGACGGUUUCUGUGGAGAUAGAUGAUGAUGUAGACAUCUGAGCAGAGCUGCAUUAUAACAGCACGUUCACCUUUUCAACUUGUCACAAAAUCCAUCUUGUAAAGGAUAUUAAAUGUUGCUUUAAGCCGAACCUUGAGAAAAUUAGGUGGUUUGUGUGAUGAUAAA